UUUUCUUCCUUUCAGAUCAUGACCGUUCCAAAUGAUCCCUACACUUUUCUCUCCUGUGGCGAAGAUGGGACUGUCAGGUGGUUCGACACCCGCAUCAAGACCAGUUGCACAAAAGAAGAUUGCAAAGAUGAUAUUUUAAUUAACUGCCGCCGUGCUGCUACCUCUGUAGCUAUCUGUCCCCCAGUACCUUAUCAUCUUGCUGUUGGCUGUUCUGAUAGCUCAGUCAGAAUAUAUGAUCGGCGAAUGCUUGGAACCAGAGCGACAGGGAAUUACGCAGGUCGUGGAACUACGGGAAUGGUGGCUCGCUUUGUCCCCCCGCAUCUCAAUAACAAAUCGUGCAGAGUGACGUCGCUGUGCUACAGCGAGGACGGGCAGGAAAUCCUGGUCAGCUACUCUUCAGACUACAUCUAUCUGUUCGACCCAAAAGACGACACCGCCCGUGAACUUAAAGCCCCUUCGGCCGAAGAGAGAAGAGAAGAGCUCCGCCAGCCUCCCGUGAAACGUCUGAGACUCCGCGGCGAUUGGUCAGACACCGGACCGCGAGCACGGCCAGAGAGCGAGCGGGAGCGAGAUGGAGAACAAAGUCCAAAUGUAUCGCUGAUGCAGAGGAUGUCCGACAUGCUGUCAAGGUGGUUUGAAGAGGCGAGCGAAGUUGCCCAGAGCAACAGAGGGCGAGGGAGAUCGCGAUCAAGAGGUGGAUCCAGUCAGUCCGAUGCUUCCGCCCCUCCAACGGGCCCCCCAAGCGCCGAAUUCGAGGGGACCGAGACGACGAUGGAAGUAGACAGUCCGGCCGAACCGGGCCUUCAGGCCUCCCCGUCGACUCCGGCCCCCGGCCUGGCUCCGUCCACGUCUUCGUCCACGGAGAGCCCCCGCCCUCCAUCCACCCUGCCCUCUCCAGACCACGAAGGGAGACAGUCUCCGGAGGCUUCAGGGCAGCGUCCCUCUCAUCAGUCGGCGGAGCGGUUAAGGGCACCCGAGUUAGCUUUGCUCCGUAAGCGCCUGCAGCAGCUGAGGCUUAAGAAGGCCGAGCAGCAGAAGCAGCAAGACGGAGCCGGAGGUCCCCAGCCUCGGCCCGAGCCCCCCACCUCCGGGCGGCCUUCCCCGCGGGGCUCCUCCCGGGAACGUCAUCCUUCAGAUUCUCCUUCCUCUGUGGUUAACAAACAGCUCGGAUCCAUGUCCCUUGAUGAGCAACAGGAGAGCAGCAGUGAAAAGCUGAGCUCCAGGCCAGGCGAGCCAGUGUUAAGUUUGCACUACAGCACGGAGGGAACGACUACAAGCACGAUAAAACUAGACUUCACAGAUGAGUGGAGCAGUACAGCCUCAAGUUCCAGAGGAAGCGGCAGUCACUGCAAGCCGGAAGGUCAGGAAGAGGCCUUAAUGACGUCGCUCCCGGGGCCGUCCAACACCGAGGACAGCCAAGCAGGAGCUCCUGGAGAAUCCCUGGAGGAGGCGGCAAAGGUUGAAACUCAACAACCAGAAGUUCCAGUGCCAGCAGAUAAAAUGGCAGCCGAUUCCCCGGGAUCUGGCUCGGACGAGAGGAUGGACCCGAGUCCGGGCAGCCCCGGCGAGAUCCCCGAAGAAGCCCCUCCGAGCGGGAGCAGCGAAGAGCAGAGGGCCGGGCAGGCCGGGCCGGCGAGUGCAGCUGAACCGGAGAACCCCAGGGAAGAAGCCCAGGUGCCGAGCGAGUCCCCGGGGUCCGCUGGGAACGAAGACACGCCCACUAGGGCCUCCGCUUUCCAGGAAACGGACGACAGUGACGACGACGCGGUCCUAAUCCCGGGGGCCAGGUAUCGAGCUGGACCGGGCCACAGAUUUAAUGUCAGAGGAACAGCAGUAGGUGAUAGAAUAAUGAGACGCUCCGCCGUGGCCCGCAUUCAGGAGCUCUUCAGGAGGAGGAAAGAGAGAAAAGAGAUGGAAGAAUUGGAUACCCUGAAUAUCAGACGGCCCCUAGUAAAGAUGGUCUAUAAGGGUCAUCGCAACUCCAGGACCAUGAUCAAAGAAGCCAAUUUCUGGGGGACGAACUUCGUCAUGAGUGGUUCGGACUGCGGCCAUAUUUUCAUCUGGGACCGCCACACGGCUGAGCACUUGAUGCUCCUGGAAGCCGAUAACCACGUGGUCAACUGUUUACAGCCUCACCCGUUUGACCCAAUUCUAGCGUCAUCGGGUAUAGAUUACGACAUAAAGAUAUGGUCACCCCUGGAGGAGUCGAGGAUUUUUAAUCGCAAACUGGCAGACGAGGUUAUAACUCGCAAUGAGCUCAUGCUGGAAGAGACCAGAAACACCAUCACGGUGCCGGCCUCCUUCAUGCUGCGGAUGCUGGCCUCUCUGAAUCACAUCCGAGCGGACCGGUUGGAGGGGGACCGAUCGGAGGGCUCGGGCCAGGAGAACGAAACCGAAGACCAGGAGUGACCCGCCGUUCCCCUCUCGCACUUGGGGCGCGAUGAAAUUUGUAUAAGACGUUUUACUCUAUUUUUCCUUACAGAGCUUUAGCGCGAUCUGGCGGGUUUUGUUGUUUUUUUUCGGGGGGGGCGGGGGGAGGAUUAUCACCUAAUGUUUGUUUUGAAAAACUGCGUGCAUGACUUUGGGAGCGUGUGCAAAGGAACCUAGCGAAGGACGCCUUGAAGACGUCUUGCCGGGUCCGAGGGGUGUGCUAGGAGACGCAAAGUGCAAUAUUUCCCUGAACCCGCCGACGUGGGGGCUUGGAUCAAAAACAACUUUCAUCCUAGUGGAAACGUUGGUUCAGAGAAUUUCUAUACCUGCUAUUUGCAUGUUUGUGCUUUCUAAUUAAAAGAUUUGGUUGUUUUAAAGGUG
Messenger RNA from Tachyglossus aculeatus (Australian echidna), 2811 nucleotides. It is a transcript of the gene DCAF6, whose product is annotated as DDB1 and CUL4 associated factor 6. Lineage: Eukaryota; Metazoa; Chordata; Mammalia; Monotremata; Tachyglossidae. Gene Ontology annotation, biological process: positive regulation of transcription by RNA polymerase II. Gene Ontology annotation, molecular function: protein binding. The transcript has 18 exons. The record is from RefSeq and is a predicted model, not a curated record. Gene Ontology annotation, cellular component: cytoplasm; Cul4-RING E3 ubiquitin ligase complex. The coding region runs from base 19 to 2409 and encodes 796 amino acids.